AUGGCUUUGAAAAGGAUUAACAAAGAACUUGGGGAUCUUGCUAGAGAUCCCCCAUCAUCAUGUAGUGCAGGGCCAAUAGGGGACGAUUUGUUUCAUUGGCAAGCAACAAUUCUUGGCCCAGGGGAUAGCCCAUAUUCAGGAGGGGUUUUUUUUUUAGCUAUUCAUUUCCCGACUGAUUAUCCUUUUAAACCACCGAAAGUCAAUUUUACAACAAGAAUUUAUCAUCCAAAUAUUAACAGUAAUGGGAGUAUUUGUCUAGAUAUUUUGCGUGAUCAAUGGUCACCAGCAUUAACAAUUUCUAAAGUUCUUUUAUCAAUUUGUUCUAUGCUUACCGAUCCAAAUCCUGACGACCCACUUGUACCAGAAAUUGCACAUGUCUAUAAAUCUGACAGGUCAAGAUACGAAGCAACUGCUAAAGAGUGGACACGCAAAUAUGCUAUUUAA
Pneumocystis murina B123 is the source of this 444-nucleotide messenger RNA. Its product is annotated as ubiquitin-conjugating enzyme E2-16 kDa. Gene Ontology annotation, biological process: protein polyubiquitination; ubiquitin-dependent protein catabolic process. The transcript is spliced from 8 exons. Gene Ontology annotation, molecular function: ubiquitin conjugating enzyme activity. The record is from RefSeq and is a predicted model, not a curated record. Gene Ontology annotation, cellular component: nucleus. Lineage: Eukaryota; Fungi; Ascomycota; Pneumocystomycetes; Pneumocystales; Pneumocystaceae. Bases 1 to 444 code for a protein of 147 amino acids.